ACCAAUCUCCACUCAAAGCAGCCCCAUGACCUGAGUCUGGACCCCUACAGCCGUACUGUCUACUGGACCUGUGAGUCAACUAACACCAUUAACAUCCACCGCAUGGAUGGCCACAUUGUUGGAGAGGUCCUACGAGAUGACGUGGACAAGCCACGCGCUAUUGUAGUGAACGCCGAGAAAGGGCACAUGUAUUUUACUACUGUGCAGGAUCGUUCGGCUAAAAUCGAAGGUGCCUCUUUGGAUGGGACAGAGCGUGAAUCUCUCUUCACAACCGGUCUGAUCCGACCUGUGGCUCUGGCUCUGGACAAUAAGCUCGGCAAACUGUUCUGGGUUGAUGCGGACCUGAAACGAAUUGAAAGCAGUGACCUGUCUGGGGCCAAUCGGAUUGUUCUCCAGGACUCUAACAUUCUUCAACCUGUGGGCCUGACGGUGCUUGCUGAUCACUUGUACUGGAUCGACAAACAGCAGCAGAUGAUCGAGCGCGUGGACAAACUGACUGGUGAGAAGAGAACCCGUAUUCAAGGCCGAAUCCAGUACCUGACUGGCAUCCAUGCAGUGGAGUACAUGGAACCAGAAGAGUUUGGGUCCCAUCCCUGUUCCCGUGACAAUGGAGGCUGCUCUCACAUCUGCAUCGCUAAGGGUGAUGGGACACCACGCUGCUCAUGUCCCAUGCACCUGGUGCUGCUGCAAAACCUGCUCAGCUGUGGAGAGCCGCCCACCUGCUCCAGCGAACAGUUCACCUGUGCCACUGGCGAGAUUGACUGCAUCCCCAUGGCAUGGCGCUGCGACGGCAUCGCGGAGUGCGCAGACCACAGCGACGAGAUGAACUGCCCCAUCUGCUCUGAGGUUCAGUUCCAGUGCGACAAAGGCCAAUGUGUGGACAUCCAGCUGCGCUGCAAUGGAGAACCUGACUGUGUAGAUGGCUCUGACGAGCAGGAAUGCGACACAAUGUGUAUGCCCAAUGAAUUUCGCUGUGGCAACAACCAGUGCAUUCUGAAGAAACAGCAAUGUGACUCCUUCCCAGACUGCACCGACAAAUCUGAUGAGCAGUUCUGUGAUUUCUCCACGACUCCCAACGACCUUCCGCGCCACACCAGCACAAUCGGCCCUGUCAUCGGCAUCAUCCUUUCUGUCUUUGUGAUGGGAGGCAUGUGUUUUGUGUGUCAGAGAGUUGUGUGUCGCCAUUACAAGGGCCCCAACGGUGGCUUCCCGCAUGAGUACAUCAGUGGAACCCCUCACGUCCCCCUUAAUUUCAUCUCACCCACGAAUUCACAGCACGGUACUUUCACAGGUAUUUCCUGUGGGAAGUCCAUGAUGAAUUCGGUGAGCCUAAUGGGCAGUAGUAGCAGUGGGGCGCCCCUCUAUGACAGGAACCAUGUGACUGGCGCUUCAUCCAGUAGCUCUUCCAGCACCAAAGGAGCUUUCUACCCUCAGAUGCUCAACCCUCCUCCAUCACCAGCAACUGAUCGCUCGCUUUACAACGCAGAAGUCUUUUAUUCAUCCAACAGCCCUUCUACAACCAGAUCUUACAGGCCCUAUAUGAUGCGAGGGGGCGCACCGCCCACCACCCCAUGCAGCACAGAUGUGUGCGACAGCGACUAUACCACCAGUCGGUGGAAAAGCAAUAAGUACUACAUGGAUCUAAAUUCAGACUCUGACCCUUACCCACCACCCCCAACACCGCGCAGCCAGUACAUGUCAGCGGAGGAGAGCUGCCCUCCUUCGCCCUCCACAGAACGCAGCUACUUCCACCUGUGCCCCCCGCCCCCCUCACCCUGCACGGACUCCUCAUGACACCCGGCCAACAGCAACACUUUGUAAAUAAUUUUAAAUAUUUUUAAAAACAAAGAUUUUAUUUUAUUCUUUUCCUCACGCUUGUUCAAGAAACAUUUCAAACUCUUCUGGAGGGACAGAAAGUGCUGAAUUUGCCCUGAACUAAUUUUUGGACAGCUUGCACAAAUAAAUUGCAUUAUUAUAAUACUUUUUAUAAGUUGCCACUUUCCCUACGAACUCUUCAAUGUGUGAGUCUUUUAAAUAUCAACUGAAAUGCAACUAAUUGAACUGUCACUGUUUCAGGAUGCUUUGAUUUAAUCUUCAAUUAUUUUGCAAUUAAAAAAAACUAUUUAAAAAAAAAAAAAAAAGAGUUUAAUUGCUCUGAGGUAGAAUCAAACCAAAUCGUCAAAAUAACACCAAAAUCACCAGUUGCAGAGGAGUUGUAAAAAUGUGUAAUUAGGUAAAUAAUAAAUUUUUGUCAUAAUGACCACGAGGUGUUCUUUUGAUUGUGUUCUAUGUGAAUAUGAUACGAUUCCAAGUAUAUGUUUGUACUUUUUCUGUUUACCAAAAGUGUGUUUGCUGCUAUUGUACAUAAAUCAUUAACUGUAAAUAAUGACAAAUGAAAACAGCCAGCUAAAACAUGUUUGUUUAUAAUGAAACUGACCAUAGACCAUUGAAUAAUUAUUUUGAUUGUGAUGUUAUUAAUCUCUCAUAGCAAAAGAUUUUCAGCUUUGAUUGUGUAUAGACAUAUCUGAAUAUACAUGUGAAAUGCCAUUACUUUGAAGGAGUGAGUCUGGAUUUGCUUUGGCACAAACAGAUUUUCAGUCUUUAAGAGACAGAAAGUCGCCUGUUUUCUAGUGAACCAUUUGUUGAGUCUGUUAAAGAACUAAAAAUAAUACUUAUAAUAAUAAGGCUAAACUAAGCUAUGACGUUAACAAAAGAGUAUGUGGUUAAAUGUACCAUAAUACUAUGGUAACAAACUCUGCCUUUUUUUUUUUUUUUUUUUUUGUAAAAUACAACUGAAUUCCCCCAUUUAUGUUAAUUCAGAAGAGUAGAUUUGUUUAUCAGGUUAAAACAUGUCUUGUACAAUUGACAUGCCAUUUAUUUCUGUUUGAUCAAAAUUAUCUUGAAAUUUCAAUUUUGUCUUGUUGCCAAAUUGAGCACUUAUGAAAUUACAAAUGCAUACAACUUUUAAUUACUAGAUGUUGAAAAUCUAGAGGUGAUCAGGUCAGUUAUAAGAUUAAAUGCGUCUUCAUCUUAACUGAAAAUGAUUAAAUGUUUUGUUUUUACAGUUAGCCAUACAAGAACAUCAUGUAAGAGUCUUUUAAGGCAAAUAUAUAUAUUAUCCCAUAAAGUCAUUUUGAAAACCAGCUUAACAAGUAAUGCAAAUUUUCAUCAUUAAGCUAUAAUUAUGAUCACCCUCUAGGUCAUUUUAACAAGCUGUCAUUUAGCGUGAAUGCGAAUGAAUUUAGUUUGUUUGGAUUCUUAACCACUUGUCAGGUCAGCAGUUUGACCUGUAGAUACCAUCCACUCACACUGAGGGAUAUGCUUCUCUGUGCAGUCAGUGUCUUUGUUUUGUGUACAAAUGCCUCAUAUAAUGCACACUUGUGACGAUUUUUGUAUC
Molecule: messenger RNA, 3397 nt
Organism: Xyrauchen texanus (razorback sucker)
Lineage: Eukaryota; Metazoa; Chordata; Actinopteri; Cypriniformes; Catostomidae
Product: low-density lipoprotein receptor-related protein 5-like
Exons: 10
Molecular function (GO): protein binding
Source: RefSeq, a predicted model, not a curated record